Messenger RNA from Rhipicephalus sanguineus (brown dog tick), 1573 nucleotides. RefSeq lists its product as uncharacterized. Bases 66 to 1523 code for a protein of 485 amino acids. Lineage: Eukaryota; Metazoa; Arthropoda; Arachnida; Ixodida; Ixodidae. The transcript has 17 exons. The record is from RefSeq and is a predicted model, not a curated record.
GCCUCAGUGCGUUCAUCACGUCCUGCAGAGCAAGCCACAGCUCAAAUAGCCUCGCUAUUUACAGCAUGCUGAUACGAGCACAUUCACUCGGCGUUCCUAAAUUUUGGACCGCUAUGUUUUUUGUCAUGCACGCUUUUUGCCUAAACGCGCUUCUAGUGCACGGAAUCGGCGAGAAUGAGAUAAGAGGAACUGGUCUUAUCUCAAGCCCAGCUGUGAAUCUCGGCCCUGCCAACAAGCCCUGCAAAAUUUCCUACAUUACAGUCCAACCUAAUGCCUCUGUGGUGAAAAACUGCACAUGCGCAGAGAGAGCCGGAGACGUGCACAUAAACGACGUUUCCCGGCCGAGUAAUCCCAGCGGCGGUGCCCACAGUUUAACCCCUAGGCCAAGCGAUUGGGUGGAAGGAAAUGGCAUCAUACCGAACGGACAAUUAUGCAUGCUUUCAGUACGUGAUGUCGAUAAAGGAAGAGAGAUAGUCGCUGGCGCCUGCGACAACGGCAUAUGCGUCAACAAAACCACAACGACUGUUCGUGUCCCAAUCCCGCCGCUAGAGGCCGAUCCUUAUGCCUAUCACUGCAAGGGGCCUACGCUUGCGAUAAAUUCAAAGCUGAAUGUAUCAGCUGACUGCACCGCAACAUGUUACAACCUAACCACGAACACCUGGGUCGGUGCACGUCUGAGUGAUGGAAGAUUGUGUGCUCUGGUCUCCAAUCUAAACAAAGACGGAGAAUACGUCAAGAGAACUGGGGUUUGUAUCAACGGAUCGUGUGUUCCUGCAGAUAUGAGACCAUUAAGUCCACCUGACGACUGUCCGGCGACGUAUGUGAAGAGAAAUGGCAUUUCGCUGGCUCAAAACUGCACCAUAUUCUGCAAAACCACCCAAACGAAGAAAAGGCUGCGAAGAGGCACAAGGUGUUGGCUUAAUUAUCGACGAAGAGUCAGCGUUCCCGGCGUUGACAACGUAAUUCUCGAUGGCAUUUGUAAGCAUGGAAUCUGCAUCAUAAUUCCUCCUGCCAUUCCUACGGUUAUGGUACAUGUCCCGGAAGAAAAGUGUGACCAUUUAUUGGCCUCGGUGAACUACACGAAAAAGGUUGCAUCCACGUGCAACGCAAAGUGCCCAGGUCGUCAACCAGAAUACCAAGCCCUUCGCAACGGCACCUCUUGUGCUCUGAAAAGGUCAUGGGGAUGGUACAAACGAGUUACAGAAGUCGGCGAGUGCCAGGCAGGCAACUGUGUGAAGGAAGAUCGCAAAGAAUUUCCGCCACCUCAUCAUCAGAAGAGCAGUUCAGCACACGUGUGCAGAACCGAUAAUUACGUGCAUGUAAAGCCUGGCCAGAUUACUGUAGUCACGUCUUGCCAAGUUGAAUGCAGCUACAGCGUGUUCGAGAGGCGCAGCUACGGAGUCGGUUGCCUGCUGGAGUACAGCGAAACCAAAAAAGGAGGCAAGGUGUACACGAUAGGAACGUGUUCGGGUGGCUUCUGCACUCUUGGUUAUAAUCCAAGAAACAUCACAACGACAGACUGAAUAAAGACAGCCACGAAGCAAAAUAAUAAAGGCAUACAACAUAACAGUCA